Messenger RNA from Phytophthora sojae, 1108 nucleotides. RefSeq lists its product as hypothetical. The record is from RefSeq and is a predicted model, not a curated record. Gene Ontology annotation, biological process: regulation of DNA-templated transcription. NCBI's taxonomy places the organism in Eukaryota, Oomycota, Peronosporomycetes, Peronosporales, Peronosporaceae. Gene Ontology annotation, molecular function: DNA-binding transcription factor activity; sequence-specific DNA binding. The transcript has a single exon. Bases 1 to 861 code for a protein of 286 amino acids.
AUGGGCGACAACAAGAUGCGAAAGCGCCCGGCAACCUCGGGCCCGGACGCCCGCCCCGGCGCCUCGGCCGCGCCCGUGUUCUUGCAGAAGACGUACGACAUGAUCGAGAGCUCUCCGCCCGCCGUCGCCUGCUGGAGCGACGCCGGCACCUCGUUCAUCAUCAAGCUGCCGCGCGAGUUCGCCAAGACCAUGCUGCCGCGCUACUUCAAGCACAACAACUUCAGCAGCUUCGUGCGCCAGCUCAACUUCUACGGCUUCCGCAAACACAAGAAGGACGAGAUCGUCAUCUCCACCGAGGAGGACGAGAGCAAGAACUGGUGGGAGUUCUACCACGAGAAGUUCCUGCGCGGCCGCCAGGAGCUCAUGGCCCAGAUCCGCCGCAAAACGUACUCGGAGCCGGCUUCGCCCGACCACGAGGAGGUCGAGACGCUCAAGCAGUCGGUGCAGAGUCUGCAGGGCCAGGUGUCGGAGCUCAUGGGCCAACUUUCGGACCUCACGGGGCUCGUCAAGAGUCUGCUGCAGGACAAGCAGGCGCCCAUGUCCCUGCCGCCGCAACGCGCUCCCAAGCGCAUGAAGAUCAGCGAAGCCCCGGCUCCGGUGCCCAGAAUGUCGGUUUCCCCGCCCACCAACGUCAUGCCCGAGGCCUACGUGCCGCAGCUGGAGCAGAUGCCCAUGCCCGUUCCGCAGCCCCGGCAGCCGCAGCCCAACAUGAUGCUUGACCUUGUCUCCAAGAUCCAGAACCAGCGGGCACGAGAGAUGUCGCUGAUGGAGUGGACCGAGUCCUACGGCAUGGACUACCUGCUGAACGACUCCGGACGGCAGUUGCCGCUGUUCUCCGAGGACAUGCUCAACUACGACUGAGCGAACGCAAAGUGUUCUAAGGCCUCCUAAGCGCUUGUGAGAAGAGCUCGGCGGCGCAAGUCGAGAGGGAGGUCUAAAUCCAUUUUUUAUAUAUCGCCAGUCGGCGGCCGUUGCUCGGGCAACGAACCUACGCGGACCAAGGUGGUUUCGGGUCAAGACAAGGACCAGACUGGUAGGCUGGGCUCUGCCGAGAGCAAGGGUAGCGCGACUCGGAUAGAGCUAACAUGUAAGCAAGACAGGUCUGAAG